This is a messenger RNA of Cuculus canorus (common cuckoo), 7016 nucleotides long. RefSeq names its product membrane associated guanylate kinase, WW and PDZ domain containing 3 (gene MAGI3). Lineage: Eukaryota; Metazoa; Chordata; Aves; Cuculiformes; Cuculidae. Gene Ontology annotation, molecular function: protein binding. Bases 68 to 4477 code for a protein of 1469 amino acids. Gene Ontology annotation, biological process: signal transduction. The transcript has 21 exons. The record is from RefSeq and is a predicted model, not a curated record. Gene Ontology annotation, cellular component: cytoplasm.
CCGGGGGCGGCGCGGCGGGGCGGCAGUCGUUCGGCGGCCGCGGGCGGCGCGGGCGGCGGCCCCGGUCAUGUCCAAGACGCUGCGGCGGCGGCGGCACUGGCUGAGCAAGGUGCAGGAGUGCGAGGUGUCGUGGGGCGGCGCGGCGGGGCCCGAGCUGCUGCGCGGCGGCGCCGAGCGCGGCGAGUUCCCGUACCUGGCGGCGCGGCCGCCGGGCCCCGCUCUGCGCUCGGGCCGCGCCCCGGCGCCCGGGGACGUGCUGCUCGAGGUGAACGGAACCCCCGUCAGCGGCCUCACGCACCGCGACACGCUGGCCGUGCUGCGGCACGGCGGCGGCACCGUGCGGCUCAAGACCGUGCGGCCAGGAAAAGUCAUCAACAAGGACCUGCGCCACUACUUGAGCCUUCAGUUCCAGAAGGGCUCCAUAGACCAUAAACUCCAGCAAGUGAUUAGAGACAACCUCUACUUGAGAACCAUCCCUUGCACUACGAGGGCUCCCAGGGAUGGGGAGGUCCCCGGAGUAGACUAUAAUUUCAUUCCUGUUGAGCAGUUUAAAGCACUGGAAGAAAGUGGGGCCCUGCUGGAAAGUGGAACGUAUGAAGGUAAUUUUUACGGCACUCCGAAGCCUCCGGCAGAGCCCAGCCCCUUCCAGCCCGACCCGGUGGAUCAAGUUCUGUUUGACAAUGAUUUUGAUACCGAAUCGCAGAGGAAAAGAACCACGUCUGUCAGCAAAAUGCAGCGGAUCGAGAGUUCUCUGCCUGAAGAGGAGGAAGAGGAGGAGAAGGAAGCCGUUAAUGGCAGCGGAGGGACAGAAAACAAAGAAAAACAUUCAGAUUCUCCUGACUGGAUGAAAACUGUUCCCAGCUACAACCAGACAAGCAGCGCCAUGGACUUCAGAAACUACUUGUCGCGGGAUGAGACCCUGGAACCGCUGCCCAAGAACUGGGAGAUGGCCUACACCGACACGGGCAUGAUUUACUUCAUUGACCACAACACCAAGACAACCACGUGGCUUGAUCCGCGCCUCUGUAAGAAAGCCAAAGCUCCAGAGGACUGUGAAGAUGGAGAGCUUCCUUAUGGGUGGGAAAAAAUAGAAGACCCUCAAUACGGAACGUAUUACGUUGAUCACAUUAACCAGAAAACACAGUUUGAAAAUCCAGUUUUGGAAGCCAAGAGGAAGAAACAGUUGGGGCAGAUGGAUGGGGGUUCUUCAAAAUCAGGACCGGAGAAGUCUGUCUUCACUCGAGAUCCAUCCCAGCUGACAGGAGCACUCAUACGGACGUCGCUGAAAAAAAGCACCAUGGGAUUUGGCUUUACAAUCAUCGGGGGGGACAGGCCCGAUGAGUUUCUGCAGGUGAAGAACGUGUUAAAAGAUGGACCUGCUGCCCAAGAUGGAAGAAUUGCGCCAGGGGAUGUCAUUGUAGACAUAAAUGGAAGCUGUGUCCUUGGCCAUACCCAUGCAGAUGUUGUCCAGAUGUUCCAGCUAGUUCCUGUCAAUCAGUACGUGAACAUGACCUUGUGUCGUGGCUAUCCUCUUCCUGAUGACAGUGAAGACCCCGUGGUAGAUAUCGUGACAGCUACACCCAUCAUCAAUGGGCCGCCCGGGACCAAGGGAGAUGUUUGUGUUACCAGCCAGGACUUAAUAGCUGGAGCAGUUGUGUUGGACCAGAAUGGAAAAAUGGGCCCUUUGCUGGUCAACGGUCGUCUGAAUGGCCCUUCCAUGGACACAACCGAGCAGAGGGUCUCUCUUGCGUCUUCAGGGGGUUCUCAACCAGAGCUGGUCACCAUUCCACUGGUCAAAGGGCCAAAAGGUUUUGGGUUUGCCAUCGCAGACAGCCCUAUGGGACAGAAGGUGAAGAUGAUCUUAGACAGCCAGUGGUGCCAAGGCCUGCAGAAGGGGGAUGUGAUCAAGGAGAUUUGCCAUCAGAAUGUGCAGAGCUUGACGCACCUGCAGGUGGUGGAGGUACUGAAGCAGUUCCCCGUGGGAGCAGAGGUGCCACUGCUUAUCUUACGCGGAGGUCCAGCCUCGCCUACUAAAACCACCAAAGGGAAGGACAAGCAAGACAGUUUAGGGAGUCUGGAAGCUGUCGGCGAUCCCAUCCCACAGCCGAUGCCGUUUCCACCCACCGCUGUGCGACCCGGCUCUCCUAAACCAGACCCUUCCGAAGUCUACCUGAAGUCCAAGACUAUGUACGAGGACAAACCUCCCAACACGAGAGAUUUGGAUGUUUUCCUGCGAAAACAAGAGUCCGGCUUUGGUUUCCGGGUGCUUGGAGGGGAUGGACCAGAUCAGCCCAUCUAUAUCGGAGCCAUCAUCCCGCUGGGAGCGGCAGAGAAGGACGGCAGGCUUCGAGCUGCGGAUGAGCUGAUGUGCAUCGAUGGAGUCCCUGUUAAAGGAAAGUCCCACAAGCAAGUUCUGGACUUGAUGACCAGCGCUGCACGGAACGGGCAGGUGCUGCUCACCGUCCGGAGGAAGAUCUUCUUUGGUGGGGAAAAACAACCCGAGGAGGAGGACUCGCAGCCUGUCUUGACACAAACCAGCUCUCCCCAACUGAAUCGGAUAGAGGGUGCAAACCAGCAGCCCCCAGAGGUCUACGAUGUCCGCCUGCAGCGGAAGGAGAAUGAAGGAUUCGGCUUCGUCAUCCUCACCUCGAAGAACAAACCUCCUCCCGGUGUGAUUCCUCACAAGAUUGGGCGAGUUAUAGAUGGGAGCCCGGCUGACCAGUGUGGGAAGCUGAAAGUGGGAGACCGCAUCUCGGCGGUGAACGGACAGUCCAUCAUGGAGCUCUCGCACGACAGCAUCGUGCAGCUGAUCAAGGACGCAGGCAACACGGUGACUCUGACUGUCGUCGCUGAGGAGGAACACCGUGGCCCUCCGUCAGGAACGAACUCCGCCAGGCAGAGUCCGGCUCCGCAGCACCGACCGCUGGGCUCGGCACAGGUCCCCCCCUCCGGUGCAGACAGGGCAGCCGCGGAAGGUGAUGCUGGAAAAGAAGCUUCUAACAGUUACAGGCUUUCCUGGCCCGAGCACAAGCACUUGGCACAGCCGGACGCUGGCACUGCGUCGGUUAUCGGCAGCCGACAUUCCCAGACGCAGAAUCCAGGCUGUUUCCCAGUGGAGCUGGAAAGGGGCCCUCGUGGGUUUGGAUUCAGCCUUCGAGGGGGAAAGGAGUACAACAUGGGCUUGUUCAUCCUGCGCCUGGCUGAGGACGGGCCGGCUGUCAAGGAUGGGAGAGUGCACGUUGGUGACCAGAUUGUCGAGAUUAAUGGAGAACCCACCCAAGGCAUCACUCACACGCGAGCCAUUGAGCUGAUCCAGGCUGGAGGGAAUAAAGUGCUGCUGCUGCUGCGGCCGGGAACUGGCCUCAUCCCAGAUCACAGUGAUUGGGAUAGUUCUAAUCCAUCUUUGUCAACUGUCAUAUAUGAAGAACAGUCACCAUUAUCUUCAUCCUCACAUCCUGCUUCCCCAUCCGAAGUCUGUUACCUACCAGUGGCAGGAGAAGCUUUACCGAGAGCUUUGCUGUCUGAGAAACUGGAACAAGCGAAGAACACUGUGCCUGAGAAGAGAAGCACUUUAACUGAAACCCAGUGGGAAGGGAAGCCUCAAUCUUCUCUCUGGAGAACAAAGAACCGGUGGGAACAGCCCUCCAGUCCAGGGUUUGAAAUGGCAAAAGGGAGUUUGGAAACAGGGACCAGAAGAGAUGGAUCUGCCAGUCUGGAAAAGCUGGUGGCUGCCGAAGGACCCCCUCACAGCGGAUUCCACAGCCCCAGGAAAGGGGAUCCUGACAGAACCUACAGCGAUCUCUCCUAUAAACCCGACAGUUCCAGACAGAGCGAGAGUAAAACCACAGAACCAGGCGUGAACAAUAGCAACAAAAGGGAGUUUUCCAGUGGGAAUCACGGGAGGUCUGCCAGUCCCCAGAAGCAUCUCGGUAAGCACGGAAGCGUCGAGACGGUAGGCAGGUCACAAGAAUACCUAGACAGAACAACGGGUGAUGAUAAAGCAGCUGGUGAGCAGUUGAGAGGUGGAAAUGGUAAACCAGGAGCCACCAGGAAAGACCCAAAGCAGAAGAGUUGGGGGAAGAUGGAAGGGUGGUCUGCAGAGCGACAGCACACAGCAUUUGAUGGGAAUCCUCUUCUGUUCAGUGACUCCAGGAGAAACACGCCCGAAGGUGAAAAACUAAAAAAAACAAGCUCUGGAGAGCCGAGUUCCAGCAGAUUCAAAACUUCCAGUCUUUCCAAUAUUCCACUGCUUUCCAUGGAAAAGCAAAGGUGGCCAGAAACGCAGGAGACUGUUACUCUGAACAGACACUAUGGUGAGAGACACAUGGAGCUGCCCAGCGAAACCAAAGAGGAUAGGAUUUCCAAAUCCGAGAGCAGUUCUCCAGUCAGGAAAACACCGAUAACGCCCGGGCCGUGGAGGGUGCCGGGCACCUGUAAAGUCACCCAGGCAGCAGGCGUGGCAGAAAAACGGGUUUGACCGGCACCUUUCCUAGAACUCAUUUGAAUCAGGUUUCUAAUCACGGUCACGGAAAGCGCCGUUGCUUUCCACGAGGCUGUUGGUUUUCAGACACUGGUUCGAGGGCAGGAAGUAUCGGAUUCAUUCUUAAAUUAUCCGAGCUGCAUGAAGGACCUUUUGGAUUGCUAUAAUGGAAUCCUCCGUAUGCUGCUGUCCCCGCUGCUCCCCACGUUGCGCUGCUACAGCUUUCCCUGAUCGUGUUUGUGAGAUUCUGAACAAAGUUAUUUAAUGCCUGUAUUGCCAAUGCGAUCCCGACUCGCAUCUUGUCCUUGUGCCAAGGUAUCUCCUGUGUCCGGUCGGUCCAGCUCUCCUCACGUGUAUCCCAGUCCUCGGAACAGCAGGGUUGGCUUUGGAAUGGUUAUUUUCUCAGCGCAUGCUGCAUGUUUACAGAUGGAAGCCCACGUUCUCACUGGUGAGGAGGCUCUGCUGGUUCCAGGGCAGCAGAUGAACCACCGAUGCCGUUCGGUUGAUGCUUUUCUUAUGUUUUUAUACCCAAUACAAAAUUGUGUGGAUAAAAAAUUCUGUUUGACAUCAUUGAUGUUUGGUAAUUUUGCUUUUGGUCCAACACAGCAAAAUUGCUUUAUCUUCUCGAUUCCUAAGGAUGCUGAUAACAGCCGUCAGCAACGUCUGUCAGCAAAGAGGGAAUUCUGGGUUCUGUGAAGAACAGAAUUCCUCUGGCUCCCUCCUGGCGCUCUCUCAUCCCUGGCAUCCUCUGGAAGCACAAGCGCUGAGGGCAGCCCUGAGUUCAGCCCUGAUCUCACCUUUCAUUAUUUAACGCUGGUUUAGGAGUCGGACUUUUCCCUCCGUGGAGACCUCAGCGGAGCUGUAGGAUAGAACCAGCGGCCGUAGCAGCUCCUGAAUGUGGUUCCUGCCUGUGUGUGGUAGAAGUCUCCUGUAUUUUACUUCGACGCGUGCUCUGUGCUGAACAGGACCGUACAUAAGGUAUCAGUAUCGACUCCUUGGGCUGUAACACACCUGUGUUAAAGGGAGGAUUGUGACCCAGAGCCCGACCGCCAGGCCGGCCCAGGAGCUGCAAGAGCAGCAGCCUCCACACAUGGAAGGGUUUGGUUUAUCCAUAGUUUUAGGGAUGAUUUCCGGACACGUCAGGUUUUUAAUGACUGCAAAGACGUGGGAAAAGGAGCCCCUGGCUCCCAUUUGCAACAGGAGGAAGUGGGAAAGGCCAAGCUUUACCCACGUUAAACUGAUAGCGAAUGAAUGAAAAUCUCAUUUUGGCUGUAAACAUGGGAUGUUUUUAACACUCAGCAAACCACAGGGAGCAGUUCUAGGCAGAUUCGUUGCUGUUGGAGCACAAGGGACCACUCCAAUGGCUUUUCAAAGAAAGAGAGACUCUGAAAAUUAAAUGGGCUUUAAUGCAGAUCUGAGCCAUGCUCUGCUGCUGGCACGGGAUGAUCCGCUGCGAUUGGUGUGUAGCACGUGUACGAACACUCCCUGGGAUGGACUGGACUGCGACCGUGUUGGACCCCUAACGGUAGCCGCUGUAGCUGUUGACCAAGCCCACCAACUGCCCUCCCAAUCCAAAGGCUGGAUAGUGCGAGGAACCGGCACUGCUGAAAGGAUUUCCCCUCAUCGACGACCCCGAUGUCUUUUCGAUGCGUUGUGAUCUGAGUUGGUGUCUCACCUGGCUGUGAGUUCUCCUUCCAUGGAACUUGUUUCUGUACUGACUGUCGGAUGCUGAGCAGUGCGGAGCAGCGUAUGGAUGUACUGGGUGUAAAUGUUUGUAUAUGUACAGCACCUUUAUACAUUCUCUGCGGUUCUGACGAGAGAGAGACCUGUAAAUCGCUCGUUAUUUUUUAUAUAGAUAUUAAAAAGAAACCCCAGUUCACAGCCUGUUGGUUCUGCGCUGUACGGAACAGAUCUGCCGCCGACCUCCAGCGCUGUGAAGCAUCACACAGCUCCUCCCUGACCCAAGUUUCACCCACAGAUCCCACAUUUGGCUGGAAAACAAAUGGAAUUCAUUGCUGGACACUUCCUUGACUCCCUAUUCCAAUAAGAAAUGUUCCUAAGAGGUAUUUAAAAUCCAUCAAGUCACGUAGAAGCCGCUGUUAAUGAUGAAAUACCUGUUCUGUAGGUUUAUUUGUACAUUUUGAUAUAUAAAAUUGUCAUUGCCUUUUACAUCCUGCACCUCCCCCUUGUACAGAAAAUAGCUGUAAACUAUUUACUACCAGAAAUUCUUAUUCUCCUUCCCCUCAGUGACAGAAUGAAGCUAUGAAACGUCCCUCCGGUUCUGCUUUUUUAUUACUAAUAAAUAGAAGACAGCGGGGGGUUUGGUGAGUAAACGGGAGUUUGGCAGGCAGCUGUGGAAUGUUCUGUUUCCCUCCCGUGCCCUUUCUGAACCCCCAAAUCCUCCUGGGCGAGGACAUCUCUGUCGUCUCGCAUCCACAGAGCUGGUUCCUGCAGCAGGGUUCUGCCUCAGGGACUGCAGCCGCCCCCACGGAGCAAAGCUGGUUCUCAGGGAAAGCGGAGAGAGCCCAGGCUAAGC